AUGUUUGGCUCAAAGGUUAUUUCUCUUCUAAUUUCACUAAAUAUCAUAUUUUUCACUAGUGUCUCCUCCCUCAACAUUCCAUGCCCUCCGGCUACUCCGAAGAAGUGCCCAAAAGAUACCCUAAAGUUGGGUGUUUGUAGUGACUGGUUAGGGCUGGUUCACGAGGAGAUUGGAGCAAAACCUAGCAGCAAAUGUUGUGCAUUGUUGGAGGGUCUGGCCAAUCUUGAAGCUGCAUUGUGUUUAUGUACCGCAAUAAAGGCAAAUUUAUUAGGCAUUGUAAACUUAGAAAUACCAGUUGCCAUAAGUUUUGUUAUCGAUUCUUGUGGAAAGAAAGUUCCUAAAGGCUUUGUGUGCGAAUAG
Messenger RNA from Fraxinus pennsylvanica, 360 nucleotides. NCBI's taxonomy places the organism in Eukaryota, Viridiplantae, Streptophyta, Magnoliopsida, Lamiales, Oleaceae. The record is from the annotation of a GenBank genome assembly.